Molecule: messenger RNA, 2106 nt
Organism: Paramecium sonneborni
Lineage: Eukaryota; Ciliophora; Oligohymenophorea; Peniculida; Parameciidae
Source: the annotation of a GenBank genome assembly
AUGAAUUAACAAGAAAAGCAAAAUGAAAAUAAAGAACCAGAAGUGAAGGAUAAUGUAGAAGAAUUUGGAAUAAAAGUGCUAUCUGCUGGUUAAAUAUUAUUUAAUUGAGUUAGAGGAGUAGAAAAAGAUUUUACUACAAAUAAGUGAAGAAGAAUCAUUCAAUUUAUAAAAUAUAUAGUCAAGGGAAGAUGAUGCUGUUUUUAUAGAAGAUGAACCAGAAAAAGCUUUGGCAAAACUUUUGACUUUGAAUUAGUAAAAUUUGCAAGAAAGGUAAUGUUAUUGUUUUACGAUAAUAUAAUAGAUAAGCUUAUACUAAACAUUUAGCUGAAUUGAUAAUUUUGAUAGGGAUUGAAGCAUAAAAAUAAUUAACAUCAAUAAUAAAUUAAGUUAUAAAUGAUGGUGAUGAAAUAAAGAAAAUCUUAAUUCAUCAACUUAAUAUAUUGAUAGAUGAAAUAGAUGUAUCUUAAAUUAAACAACAUUUAUUACCUUCAUUGAUGAAAUUAAUAAAAUAUCAUAAUUUUGACAUUUAAUCUGAGGUUCAAAAAUAAAUAGCUAGAAUAGCUUAGAAACUCACUAGUAAUGAAAUAAAUGAAUUGAUAUUAAAUGAUUUAAUACUAAUGGCACAUGAUGAAUCAAAUGAAGAAAAUAAGAUGGUGGCCUUAUAAUUUUUUGGUUCAUAUGCUCAUAUAGCCAAUUAAUAAUUUUUAGAGUCAUUCAUAUCAAUAGAACUUAUAAAUGCAAGUGAGGAUAUAAGUGUUAGAGUAAGAAAGGAAUCUAUUUAUUAAUUACCAUAAAUAGCUAAAUCAGUAAGACCUGAUUAUUUUGUAUCUAAAUUACUUCCUCAUUAUCUUUAGUAAUUCUAAAAUUAAAUAUUUUAUAUAGAAAAUCAGAAGAUAAAUCCUCUUGGCAUAUACGUAGAGCUUGUGUUGAUAUUAUUGUCAAAUUAGCAGAGAUAGCUCCUAAAUAAGUUCGAUAAAAUGAGUUAUCAAAUAAAAUGGUUGACUUUCUUAAGUAUAUUAUUUAUAUAUUUUUAUAGGGAUUCAAAUAAAUGGGUAAAAGCAUCAGCAUUCAAUAUUCUUGGAUAAUUCAUUCAUACAUUACAUGAUUGUAAUUAAAAAAAUGAAUAAUUAUUAAAUGAAUAUUGUAGAUCAACAAAUAAAGAUGUUUGUGAAUAUUUUUCAGCAGAUUAAGAAAUUUUUGAUGCUUGUGCUGCAUCUUUUCAUUAAGUUGUUGAAAUAUUUGGAUAAGAUAAGUGGCCAAAUUUAUUAAAAUUAUUAUAGAAUUUAGUGAAAAAUAAAGGAGUUAGAAAAAUAUUAGCAGAAAAUCUAUAUAUUAUUGCCAAAUCUUGUGGUCCAAGAAAUGCUGAAAAAGACUUGGUUAUAAUUUUAGAUUCAUUUUUAAAAGAUUUAAAUGAUGAAGUGAAAUAUGCAGCUGCAAAGAAUUUAUGGGAAUUUAUUAAAAUAUUUGAUGAAGAAAAAAGAGAUAAUUUAUUAGAUGUUGUUUUAAUUAUACAAGUAAAUAAAAAAAAUCUUAUCUUAUAAAGAGAGAUUAAAAAAAAUGGAGAAUACGCCAUCUGAUAGCCAAAUAAAUUAAACAUUUGGUUCCAUUAUAUAAUGUAGACAAUAUAUUUUAAAUUAUUGUUCCAAUUACAUUGAAAUUAUGUAAUGAUAUUGUAGCCACUGUAAGAAAAUAAGCAGCCAAAGAAAUGCAUUCUAUUUUGUAAUCUUUGAAUACCGAAGAUGAAACAAGUUAAAUUUAUUAUUAAUGUUUAAUUGAAAAUAUUAAAGCGUAUGGUAUCAGUCAUCGUUUUAAUCAGAGACAAGCGUAUUUAUUUAUUUCAUAUUAAUAGAUUUGCUUAUAUGUGUUCAAAAUUAAUCACCCUCAAAGAAUUUGAAUCUACUUUCUUAGAAUAAUUUGUAUCUCUCAGUUUAGAUCCUGUUAAAAAUGUGAGAAUUACUGUUGCUCUUAUAGUUUAAAAACGAUUUAAAUAAGGUAAAUUUAACAAUUAGAUCUUAGGGCAUUUCAAAAAUAACAAAAAAAUAUUAUAAAUGAUUCAAAAUCUGAAAAGCCAUAAAGAUCGAGAAGUAUUAUAAAUUCUGGACUGAG